CUUUUUUCUUCUUUGGUCAACAACUGGAACAUUGUCAUUGUCUUAGAUUUGUUGUGACAUAAAAUCACCAGGCUGGAAUCAGUCCAAAAUCUUAUGUAUACAAUGAAACUUAAUUUUAAUGGCUGUAGCAAUUAAUCAAACUGCUCAAUAAUUUGAAAGGAAAAAUAGAUAGUGUUUUUCUUACAUAAUUUUUUCUAUAUAUUGUGUCAGUUAGUGAAUUAUACCUGAAACUGUUUAAUAUGAUAACAAAGACUGUUCAUUGUGAUUCUAAGACAAAAUGUGUUAAUGGGUUCGAGUAAUUCUAGGAGAAGCAGAACUAUGAGCACAAGUAGUGAGACUGAAACAGAAGUUUUGGGAGCUCAAGGUGGAGCAGAUUAUCCAUCAGCAAGAGGAGCAGAUUAUCCAUCACCAAGAGGAAUAGAUUGUCCACCACCAAGAGGAGCAGGUGGAUCAGAUUGUCCGGCACCAGGAGGAGCAAACUCUUCAACCAGAACUGGCAGCGACGAGGAUCAACACGAUUUACAAGCAAUACUGGCAUACCUAAUACGCAGGUCUGUUUUCAGUGGUCAGGUGAGGAUAGUUACUCAACACGAAGAGGGUGAUGACGAUGAAGAAUAUUCCGAUGAUUAUGAAUUCUGUAGCAGUGCUUCAAAACCUCCCAGGCCUGAUGACAACCCUGACACCAGUAGAAUAGAUGUUAAUGAUAUAAAGAAUCAGGUAUUAGGAGAUUCUGGAAGAUUACAAAAGAAUGGCAUCAUGAAGAAAAAGCAGACAACUAUAGUUGGAUUGUUACAGAAUAGAGAAAUUGGAAGAAGAGGAAAUCAGCAGUUUACUUGUAGUGAUAGGAGAGCUAUAUCUUGUCAAUAUCUACCAAAUUACAGAACAGUAAUAGACAAUUAUUAUCAUAAAGCUUUCUGUGGUACAUACUCUAAAGAGGGAAACAUAUUCCUUACAGCUGCUCAAGAUCCAAAUUUACGGAUUUACAAUACAGAAAAUGGUAAAUUUGAAAAAUUUAAAACCAUCAGAGCAAGAGAUGUAGGAUGGAGUGUAUUGGAUACAGCAUUUAGUCCUGAUGGCCUGUACAUGGCAUAUUCUAGUUGGUCAGACUGCAUUCAUCUAUGCAAUAUAUAUGGAGAAGAAGACACCCAUAAAUCCUUACAUCUGUUCCCAGGGGAUCAUAGCUUCAGUAUUUUCUCUCUGGCCUUUUCCUCAGACAACAGAGAAAUUCUUGGUGGAGCCAAUGAUGGUUGUUUGUAUAUAUAUGAUAGACAUGAAGACAAAAGAACUUUGAAGAUUGAUGCUCAUGAAGAUGAUGUCAAUGCGGUAACUUUUGCAGAUGACAGUUCACAUAUUCUGUUUAGUGGUGGUGAUGAUGGUUUGUGUAAGGUAUGGGACAGAAGAACCUUAAGGGAUGACAACCCUCUUCCUGUUGGUACAUUAGCAGGACAUUGUGAUGGAAUUACAUAUAUAGAUCCAAAGGGAGAUGCUCGAUACUUGCUAUCAAACUCAAAAGACCAAACAAUGAAAUUGUGGGAUAUAAGAAUGUUCUCCUCACAGUGUGCUAUUUCAAAUACGAAAAAAGCAGUUUCUAAACAACGAUGGGAUUACAGAUGGCAACAGGUCCCAAGAAAAGUACAAGCAAAGAAGACAUUAGAAGGAGAUACUUCAGUGAUGACUUACAGAGGACAUUCCAUUCUGCAUACACUAAUUAGAUGUCAUUUCUCACCACAAUAUACAACAGGACAGAGAUAUGCAUAUACAGGGUGUGCUACUGGAGCAGUUGUCAUUUAUGAUUUGCUGACUGGAGAGAUUGUUACAAAGUUGACUGGACACAAACAGUGUGUAAGAGAUGUGUCAUGGCAUCCUUACGAGAACACACUAGUUUCCACUUCGUGGGAUGGGAUGAUUGGUAAAUGGGAAUACCAGCAAGAAGAAGAUUCAGAAGAUGAUUAUAGUGAAACGUCAGAUUCCGAUGAAAGUCCGUCAGAAGAUUACAAUUGUCCUCCUAGACGAAGUAGACGGUUAGCAGAUAAAGACAGACGUCAAGUUGAACACUUCCAGAGACAAGCUCUAUUUGAUUGAAUAAUUGUGUAUCCGUUUAAAGCUUAUGUCUAAUUAACACGAAGCAUCAGCUAGUAAAACAGAUUCAUCUGACCUAAAACUGCUGACUUAACAAUUUCUUUGAUUUAUGGUGUGGUGCUUAUACACCAUUCUUGUAUUAGAUAUUAUGAUCUACAUGAAUCAUAUCACUUGGAUUCCUUCAUUGUAAGAUAUAUAUUUAUAUAGAAAAAAUACAACAUGACCUUCACCAUGAAAUAACUAGGAGAAAAGUUAAACCGUUGAGUGUUGAUUAAAGUGAUAGUCAAGUAUUACUACUCAUUGUGUUCCUUUUGAAAUGUAUAGUGUAUAGGGAUAUAAUGUUAUGUUGUGGUUAAAAUCUAUUAUACUUUUAAUAAGUUUCUGUUUUUGUACUAAAAUUAGUUUGAUAUACAUACAAAAAGUGUGAUGAUACCCCUGCUAACUAGCAGGAGGUAUUUUAUGUUGAUGGUUUUGUUCUGAUCUUUUAUUUUAAUUCUGUAUAUAAGAUGAGUAAUUUGAGAUUUAAGUAGAAUAAAGUAGGAUUGAAAAUUGGUUGAUUCCCCUGUACAGAAAAUUCCCUCCAUCCCCUUCUAUUAUUUAUACUACGAAAUGCAUCCUGUAUUUAGUGUCUGCAUUUGGCAUUUGGUUCCUAAGCUGUGUUUUAAAAAGAAGUCAAAUUUUGGGAUUCCCCUGUCUCUGUUAAACAGGGGGUAUUAGCUAUAGUCAGCUCAGGCUCGACCCAUUUAUAUAUCUAGAUAGUUUUACUUUAAGUUUUGUUGUUUUUUUUUAUCUUCUUCAAAAUUUAUUUAACCUAUAUUCACCAGACAAUAUUAAAAAUCUUAUUUAUGAAAUCUAUUGAAAGGUCUUGCCAGUGUUUUUCAUUUCUUAUUGAUUUACCUACUCAGGGUUUCGUAAAAGUUAUAUGACAGAAAGCCAGAAGAAGAUCAUUAGAACAAACAAUCUCUAUCAUUUGGUCGAUAGAUUAUUUAAAGAAUCAAUUUGAAGCUGCAAGUGGAUGGUUAAACAAGGCAAUCUAGCUGACAAUCUAAACUGAUAACAAUAAAUUAUUUCUAAUAAUUGGCUACAUGGUAAUUAUAGGUUGGAAAACAAUACAGUUGUACAGGAGUAAUUUUGGAAAACAGAGUCUAUGAUAUUUUGCAAUAGCACUUAUGUAUGGUAUAAUUAAUUUGAUACCAGUUAAAGGCUAAAUGACAGCAGUUUUUAAUGGUACUGCUUGAAAUAAAUCAUGCCUGUAUAAUUUAUUUGAUACCAAUGCAAGGUUAAAUGACAGCAGUUUUUUUAACUGCUUGAAGUAUAAUAUGUCAGUUGGAUAUUGUGAAUUUGGAAAUAUUUUAGUGUUUAACUAUUUUUUAGUUUAUUUUAAAUUCCUGCUUUGGUUGUAGUGUUGGGUUCAGGGGUAGAGGCAUAACCCCCCUUUUGAUUGAAACAUUUUUCUUAACAAUCUUUUUGAUUUACAGAUCUUGUGUCCACACAUUUCAUUAAAGGAUCUGCCAACGUUACGUUCUCCUUUCUGUUUUAAUGACCUUUCGGGAUCCUCAGUUUGUGGUGUAAUAAUACAUACCUUCAAAAAAUUGAAGGCUGAAAAUUGAUUGGCUGAUGUAAUAUUUACCAGAAGAAAGUGAAACAGAGUGUUGUCAAAUACUUGUAAGUAAAGAUUGGACACAGGAUCUAUAUUUUAAUAACAUUGUUGUCUUUAUUGCACAAGAUCAUUUAAAAAUAAUCACCUUGUUACUCAAAAGUAUAAUUUUAGUAAUAUUUACUCUGAGCAUGACUUAAAAGUGCACAUAUUAAAAUCAGUGGUAUUCGUUUCAUUUUCAAUAAGUUGUAUUAAAAGUUUAUCCACAUAUCUGACAUAAAGAUCACUUUAAGUUGAAAUUCAUUCUGAUAAAUGUAUUCAUCCUGCAAUUAGCUAUUUGCAAUACAAAUGAAGUUGUACAGAUAAACUUUGUCAAUAUCCUGCUGCAUUUAUGUAAAUGUUGCUGCAUAUAUGGCAGUCAGGUAUACGGUCAUACAAGAGAAACAUGAAUAUUUUUAUUAUAGAGAUUGAGCAGUGAUAGUAAAUGUCAUGUACUGUUAGAAGUGGAAUAGAAUUCUUGUAGUUUUCAUUGUCAUGACAUUUAAUACAUGUAUGAGAGUGUUCCAGCUCGUUAACAGGGAGUUCGUAGGGUUAAAUAUAUUUCAAUUGUUAAUCCCCACAAAACUUGUAAAUGUAUGGUGAAAAUAAAUUGCAAAUACAACUAAACAAUAGAAUUUGGGUGGAACAAUAGGAAUACUAGUAUUGAAAAUAGAGAUUUAAGAAUAUGAUUGAAAGCAGAUAUUGAGUAAAGGAGGCUUGGAGGAAAUUGAUUUAUGUAUUAGAAAUUGAAAAAGUUUUGGGGACCAUGUUGGUUAAUUUGUUGUUCAGUUCAAAUUUCAUGUAUAGACAGUAAUUUUAGUUUUAGAAACAAUGCCAAAUGAUAGAAGUAAUGUAUGGAUUUAGAUUGGGCCCACAGCCAGUCACAUUGUGUCAGUUUUAUGGGACUUGGACCUCACUAUCCACCAAAAAUCCUUGAAAGAAAGUUGUUUCUUAAUGGUCUUUGUUAAUUUCAAUAUGGUGCAGUGCUUUUGAAAUGGACUGCAUCCCUUUUACACACACAUAUUUCUGUUGAUUUUAUACAUGCAAAAUGGGAUCUAAAAAUAACACAUUUUGUUCCAGGCAGAAAUGAUUAUUGUUUUUUGUAUUGAGUUUGUUUACAUCAUGUAAAGAUUACAAUGUGUCUGGCCCAUGUCAGGAGCCUGUAAUUCAGUGGUUGUCAUUUGUUGCUGUCUAUAAUAAUUAUUUUUCGUUUAUAGCUUUGUCAUAAAUCAGGUCGUUGGUUUUUUUUUGAAUUGUUGCACAUAUUGUCUUGUCUGGCCCUUUUAUAGCUGACCAUAUGGUACGGUAGAAGGCCAAACAGGGACCUAUAAUUGCUUAAAUCUGCUUCAUUUGAACUGUUAGAUAGUUGUCUCAUUGGCAAUCAUACCACAACUCCUUAUUGUACAAUGAGUUAUUAGAUAUAAGAAGAUGUGGUAUGAGUGCCAAUGAGACAACCCUCCAUCCAAGUCAAAAUUAAAUAAAAGUAAACCAUUAUAGGUCAAAGUACGGUCUUCAACACGGAGCCUUGGCUCACACCGAACAUGCCUUGUUUUUAUGCCUUGUUAUGCUAUCUUGACCACAUGUUUCAUAUUUAUUUAAUGUUUUUCUUGCUGUUUUACAUUUACAUCAUGAUAUUGUUCAGUUGAUUUUGUUUAUUGUUUGAUUAUUUUUGUUUUUGUUGUUUAGUUUCAAUAUUGUAAAUAUAUAUGUAAUACAUAUUUAAUAUUACAUUAUUGUAAAUAUAUAUGUAAUACAUAUUUAAUAUUACAUUAUUGUAAAUAUAUAUGUAAUACAUAUUUAAUAUUACAUUAUAUUAAAUCAUUUUAUUAAUAAAAUUUGUGGGUAUGCAAAACUGCAUAAAAUAUUACUUGUAUAUACUUAAAAGGAAGCUUCCUUAUACAAUAUGUAAAGCUACCAGGCUUAAUUUCUUUUACAAUGUAAUUGGUAAAGAAGACCAAACACUUCGUGUUGAUACAAAAAAACAAACAUUGAGAACAAUUUAUGCCACACAACUUGCAUGUGUAAUUUUUUUUUUCUCUACCAGAUUUCAUCACUUUUAAUGAGUAUAAUGUUAAUAUGAAUUAUGGAAAUCUUUGCCCUAUCAACUUUAAAAAAAAAAAAUGACCAUAAGAAUCUUAUUUGGUUGGACUGUUGUGCAUACAAUAAUUUAAUUUGAAACUGUAAAUAUGAUACCAUUUAAAAAAAUCCAUUUUACCCUCAAUAAGAUCAAAAAUAAUAGUUGAGAAUUUUAAAUACAAUAUAGUAUUGUUGAUAUUAAACAGAUUAUUAGCAUGUGAUCAUCGAAAGGUUUUUAAUUGAUAAAGUUAUUACACACUUUGUUAUUACCAUACGAGUAGGUAUUUUUAAGUUAUAUGUACCUCUUCACACUGCAUGUGCACAGUAUAAAGACAGGUGUGCUAGAAUCAUAUGUAAUAUCACUUCUUAGUCUCUCACUGUUAAAAGAAAUGAGCUUUCUAGGUGCUAGACUAUGUACAACAGAAGUCAGGAAUAUUUAUUUAGCUUUUAAUGCACAUGUUAUACUUGUACUUGGUAAUGGGUAUACUAAAACAGUUUGUUUUGUCAUAGAAAACAAGAAAUAUGUAAGUGAUUUCUCAUACUUCAAUUUACAUGUUUUUGAUUGUUUUUUUUAUCUAUAUUUUAAUUCAUGUCUGAAUUAGAAAAUUGUUGGCAAAACAUUGUAGAAGAAUUGAAUAAUUAUAAACAAGUAAGGUCAUUCAUUUCCCUAGCAUUUAAUGUAAACAAGACUUCAUCUAUGAUUAAGGAUGUACUCAGAUGUUUGGAUUCCUCGUUUUUUUUUCCUACGAUAUAUGUUAAAAUAUUUUGCCCCAUAACACCCAUUUUUCUUUUCAUAUAAGACUUCAAUAGCUCAUAAAAGGUCAUUUACCAAAAUUUAAGCAGAUUUUAGAUUUCUUUUCUUUCAAUUUGAGACCCAAAUAAUACCAAUGCAAAUACAAGGUAAAAGUCUAAGAAAUUAGAUAUCUCGAAAAGGAGCUCCAUAACCUAUCAAUAUUUUUAGCUUAUUUUGUUCCUUAACUAAUGCUCUUCUGGCUUAUAGUAACAAUUUUAAAUUCUAGAUUUUUUAAAUUUCACCUAAGUACAUCCUUAAAGCCACAUAACAAGAACAAUAUUUGUAUUCCUGUUCUUCAUGUUUUCCAAAUAAAGGUCAAAUUGAAGGGAACUUUAUUUCUAGGUUUCUGAAGGUUACACAGUGAAUACUAACCCAUUCUGGGUAAAUAGACUUGUGGACAAAAUCGUAAGGAUUUCAAAACCAUUGGUACUCCAGCACAAAAUACUUCUUUUAUGAUACAAAAAAAUACACAUUCAAUAGUUAUAAAGACUAAAUGUAUAAAGUUUUUGGUAUAUGGUCAUUUAAAUAAAGUAUAAAUAAAAAUUUCACAUAAAUUCAUUUAUAUUUAUUUUUCCAAUAAGUGUAAAAGAAUUGCCUGUGAAUAGUAGAUAUAAUUUCCAUAUUGGGCUAUAAUCCCCAUUCAUUUACAAUAACUACAAAGAAUAUCUACUGUGUACUAACCAUUUUGUACAUACUGUUGUCACACAAACAAAGUUUAUAUACAGGUAGUUGGCCAGUAUGUUAAUAUGUUUUAUCUUUGUACUUAUAUAUAUAUUUUUAAUAACUGUACAUGUGUGCUUCAAGUGAAAAAUAAAUACAGAAAUAAUAUUAUUGUGGUUACAUCAAUGGUUUUACAGUAUGGGAAUAACUUUCAUCCCUGAAAAUAGUAGCAGGAUGUCUUCUUUUUGCAUACAAGGAUUUCAUAAAAUGUUCAAUUUGUAGUGAUUUUCCACUCCUUGUUGAAAAAUUAGAUCUGGGAGCUCAUUCACAAAACAUCCAUUAACUGAAAGAUUCAAUUUUAAUUCCAGUUAUUUUAAUUUGCAUUUCAGCAACCUGUUAAUGUCUCCACUAUAAAUACAGUUAGAAUCCCUGCUGUCAAAUCAUUAGGAUAUUGUUCAUGCUAUCUUUGGUGCAACCUUUCAGUCACAUGCAUUAAACAGAAUUUUUAUCGUUUUGUUUCCUUUUUUUUUUGCCAUGUCUUUUCGUCAUUUCAUCUACUUGUAGAUUCCUAAAACAGUUUGAAUAUAAUAGACAUAUUUUGAUUUAAUUAAAGCUAUUGGUAUACCUAUUAAUUAUAGGGUUUAUGUGCUAUGCUAAGUCAUUGCUGUGUUUUUAAUAAAAUAUGAUUGUAUUUUUUGUUUGUUUUGUUGGAAUGAAAACAUAUAAAGGAUUGUACAUAUAAUUGAUAAUAAAGAUCAUAAUAAAUA
Molecule: messenger RNA, 8011 nt
Organism: Mytilus californianus (California mussel)
Lineage: Eukaryota; Metazoa; Mollusca; Bivalvia; Mytilida; Mytilidae
Product: DDB1- and CUL4-associated factor 11-like
Exons: 17
Coding region: 286-2082 (598 amino acids)
Biological process (GO): proteasome-mediated ubiquitin-dependent protein catabolic process
Cellular component (GO): Cul4-RING E3 ubiquitin ligase complex
Molecular function (GO): protein binding
Source: RefSeq, a predicted model, not a curated record